AUGCGCGGCGGCGCCAGGUCGUGCCACCGCGUCUACCGCUGGCUCGUUCUCCGCAACUCGUUCUCUUCCCCGCACCUCCUCCCCGCUCUCACCCCUCGCUCCGUUCAUCCUUCCACUCCUCCGCCGCUCUUCCUGCCGAUUCCGCGCACCGUCUUUGCGGCCUCUACUAGCCCCGCCUUUGAGGCGUCGCAUAAACCGACGCCGUCGCGCACCGCCUUUCCCCCUAGUACCAGCGGCGGCUAUGAUCGGCGGUACGGCGGAAAGCAGCAGGCGCGGGGAUAUGCGCAGCAGGCGGGGGGAGGGCGGCCGCGCACGCCCAUGGCGGUGCCGUUUCAGGUGACACCUGAAGAGGCCCGGGCUCUGUUGCGAGAACACCUGACGGGACACCUGCUGGCGCCCGCCAUUGCUGACGUGGACUCGUCUGUGGCUCUCGCUGCCAUGUUCCAACCGUUCUGGACCUUCACUGCUGAUGGUGGGCGCAUGGGUGUGGGGGGGAAUGGGGAAGGGGAUGUGGUGUAG
Molecule: messenger RNA, 519 nt
Organism: Closterium sp. Naga37s-1
Lineage: Eukaryota; Viridiplantae; Streptophyta; Zygnematophyceae; Desmidiales; Closteriaceae
Source: the annotation of a GenBank genome assembly